AUGGCUGCCGUCGCUCAUAUUGCCAAUGGUCUCUGGGCCAACGCUGCCAAUGGUCUGGCCAACAUCGGUGCUACCGCCGGCGCCGCCGGUGCCGCCGCCGUCCUUCAUGGCAGCAAACUCCGUGGCCUACACAUCCCGACUUCGCCAGUCGGCCUUCUCAUGUUCUUUGGCUUCAUCGCUGUCUCCUUCGUCGUCAUGGCCAACACUCCGCCAGUCGAUCAUGGAGGUCAACGGUACUAUCGCACUACUGGUCUAUCCGUGUACUUCAAGGCAGAGAAUACCGUCGUUGCUUUCCCUCUUCCCAACGAUGUCGCUCAGCGCGGUUUUGGCGAUGGGAAGACACAAGGGAUGAAGAAGGGCGACCCCAUCGUUUUGCCGGCCAGCAUCCUAGCGGUCGAUAUUCAAAGUCUCGCCAAAGUCAUGAAACAUGCCCGCCGCAAUGACUGUGGUAGCGUAACGCUCAAGGAAUGGGACUCCAUUCUAAAGCUGACCGACAUCGAUACGCAAUUCGACUUCGACAACCUCGGCGAGAACCUGCGUCAACUCGCGAUCCUGUCUGUUAAUCUACUCGCUCUAAGAGGCCAGAUAUCUACCGCAGAGCUCUGGGAUCUCGGUCGGCGUCACUCGGUGGCUCGAUGGAUUGCAUGCUCGUGCGAGAAACUCGCGAGGCGCGACGAGUAUCUCACGGGCGAGGAGAUCGAUAAGAUAGGAGGCGAGGCUGCGUCUGUCGUGAUGCGGAUACAGAACGCGAGCCGCGACUGGCUGCAGCGUCAGCCGUCCAUCCCUGGACAUGGUCGGCAGGAUUACCCGGACUUUUGGUACGACGCAAGGACUAUCUUGGUGGGCGAGCUUGAGAAGGACAAGACGUAUUAUCUGAUGCCCCUCGAGUUUUCUCCUUGCGCCCAGGACUCCUAA
Peniophora sp. CBMAI 1063 is the source of this 915-nucleotide messenger RNA. The record is from the annotation of a GenBank genome assembly. Lineage: Eukaryota; Fungi; Basidiomycota; Agaricomycetes; Russulales; Peniophoraceae.